CCACCUUCAACGAGCGACACAGUUGCGGUGCGACGGUGCUACAUAUCCUCUACUAAACACCGGCCUAUCUCCCAUUCCAUCCCAGUCCUAUUUCAAGUUGCCACUAGCCAUCACCAUCAAAAUGGCGCCCCAGAACGUCAACAUCCUCCUGUCGUCCUUCCCGGGUCUGUCGCUACCCCCGACAGUCUCAUUCUCGCUUCCGUCCUCGUCGAGCAUCUCUGAGCUCACGGAAAAGGUCACCUCAUUCCUCCCCUCCUCUGUGUCGUUGGAUUCCCUCGUCCUGACCACCACCAACAACAAACAACUCCUCCCCUCACCCGAACUUCUCCUAUCCUACCUCGCCGGCGACUCCGCGCCCACCUCAAUCCUCCCCCUCCGCCUCAGCGCCCCACUAUGCGGUGGAAAGGGUGGUUUCGGAUCCCAGCUUCGUGCCGCCGGUGGCCGCAUGUCCAGUAAGCGCAAGCGCAACCAAGGCGACGACAACGGCUCCAGCCGCAAUCUCGAUGGGCGGCGUCUUCGCACCGUCAACGAAGCCAAGGCGCUGGCCGAGUACCUUGCGCUCAAGCCGGAGAUGGACAAGAAGGAGAAAGAGGAGCGCCGGCGCAGGUGGCAGGCUGUCGUUGAUGCGGCGGAGAAGCGCCAGGAAGAGCUGAAGAACGGCGGCGGGAAGCAGAAGAUCGAUGGGCAGUGGAUGGAGGAUAAGGAGGAGAUGAACGAGAAGGCGAGAGAGGCGGUCCUCAUGGCCAUGAAGGAUGGUAUGUGGACGGAUAACCUGCACGAGACUAUCUUGGGUGGGUCGAGUACGAGUGCCAGUGAAGGUAGUGGCCAAGACACUCCGUCUGCGUCUGCCUCGGAGGAAAGCGAUGAUGAGCAGGAGAUGGAGGAUGCGCCGGGCCCGUCGCAACCGGCUCGCAGUGUUGCGCCCAGGCGGUAUGUUGGGUUCGAUGAAGAUGAUGAAUUCAUGAGCGAUUCUGAUGAGGAGGAGGAUGAGUCGGCCGAUGAUACCAAGGGCAAAGGGAAGGCAAGGGCGUGAGCCAUGUUAAGGUUGUGUUGUUUAUGCGUUUACGGAGUAUGGUUCAUGCAUCCUUCGGGUUCUUUCAUGCUCUUCAGUCGUUCGGUCAUUUACAUGCAGGGUCUGCGGAUCGCGGGAGUUUUCAGCUUUAGUAUUAGCGUACAGUUUUGUUUGAAAUACAUAAUGACCCUUCC
Aspergillus heteromorphus CBS 117.55 is the source of this 1206-nucleotide messenger RNA. Its product is annotated as telomere maintenance SDE2 family protein. The transcript has a single exon. The coding region runs from base 122 to 1033 and encodes 303 amino acids. The record is from RefSeq and is a predicted model, not a curated record. Gene Ontology annotation, cellular component: nucleus. Lineage: Eukaryota; Fungi; Ascomycota; Eurotiomycetes; Eurotiales; Aspergillaceae.